Colletotrichum scovillei is the source of this 3137-nucleotide messenger RNA. Its product is annotated as CC1-like family splicing factor. Gene Ontology annotation, cellular component: nucleus. The record is from RefSeq and is a predicted model, not a curated record. Bases 334 to 2043 code for a protein of 569 amino acids. The transcript has 4 exons. Gene Ontology annotation, biological process: mRNA processing. Gene Ontology annotation, molecular function: RNA binding. NCBI's taxonomy places the organism in Eukaryota, Fungi, Ascomycota, Sordariomycetes, Glomerellales, Glomerellaceae.
GCGGAACUUGCCCGUCUGAGUCAGCAUUGUCAUUACGUAAGACACGCUUCUUCUGACCAGUGGCCACCUUCCAGAUUCGCUUGGCUACCUAGCAGGUCCUGUUCAGCGCUUGGGCUGUCCCUAGCCCGAUUCACUGUCUCGCCUGGCCCAAGAUUUCUGUCUGACGCUUUCGUGUGACUGCGCCAACCUCUCCAUCCCACGAAUUACCUCGCUCUUCCCCUCUACACCCACACCGCGAUAAAACCUGCCAUCUCGAAAAAAGUAGGCAGCAGAAGCGAAAGAACAGCGCCGACUCUUCCUUCCUCGUCUCUUUCGUACUAAAAUCAGCGCAAGAUGUCAGGCCUAGACGUUGAGGCGUUGCUUGACGCCACCGCAAAAAGCUCUACCGAGACGAAGACACACGACGUCGAAGAACGCACCAAUGGCGACCGUUCCGAGCGUAAGGAGCGCGAUCGCGGCCGCGAUGGAAGCCGUGACAGGGACUACGAUAGUCGUCGUCGAGACCAUGAGCGCCGCGACCGCGACCGCCGCGAUCGUAGCACGACACGGAGCCGACGUGGAACCCCGGACGACAUCAAGACAUCAACCCCUCGGAGCGACGCUGGUAGCCACAAGAGUAGGCGGAGAAGCAAAAGCCGCGAUGAUGACCGCCGUCGCUCACGUCGUCACAGAGGAGAUGGUGAUUACUACAGAGGCGGACGAGCCCGCUCGCGAUCUCGGUCACCCCACCGCUCUUACCGCUCAUCACGCGAUGACUAUCGCGAACGCCGCGAUCGCUCCGAUCGCUACUCUGGGGACCAUCGCCGGGCUAGGGACGACGAUCGUCAGGAAACUUCCAAGCGUGAGGCAACACCACAACUUACUGAAGAUGAACGCGAUCGCCGCACUGUCUUUGUCCAGCAGCUCGCCGCCCGUCUUCGCACCCGCGACCUGAAGGCAUUCUUCGAGAAGGUCGGCCCCGUCAAUGAGGCUCAGAUUGUAAAAGAUCGCAUUAGCCAAAGAUCCAAGGGAGUCGGUUAUGUUGAAUUCAAAAACGAGGAUUCAGUCACUCAAGCGCUUCAACUUACCGGACAGAAAUUGUUAGGUAUCCCUAUCAUCGUCCAGCUCACAGAGGCCGAGAAGAACCGACAGGUUCGCAACUCCGAGACCACCAACGCCCACCCGAACUCGAUCCCCUUCCAUCGCCUCUACGUGGGCAACAUUCACUUCAACGUCACCGAGCAGGAUUUACAGGCUGUCUUUGAGCCUUUCGGCGAACUUGAGUUUGUCCAACUCCAGAAGGACGACAAUGGACGCAGCCGAGGCUAUGGAUUCGUGCAAUACCGCGAAGCCAGCCAAGCCAGGGAGGCCCUUGAAAAGAUGAACGGAUUCGAUCUCGCUGGUCGCCCGAUUCGCGUUGGCCUCGGAAACGAUAAGUUUACCCCUGAGAGCACUGCCAACAUCUUGCAGAGAUUUCCUGGCCAAAACCCACAGUUCCAAGGCUCUGCAUUCUCUGGUGCGGGUGGCCGAGGCCCCCAGACAUCGGCAUUCGAUCGCGCGGGUGGAAGAGACAGCGAAAAGUCUGGCGGUGCCAGCGCCCUUGAUGACACAGAUGUCGCCGGUGUCAACUUUAACAACUACAGCCGUGAUGCCCUGAUGAGAAAACUUGCCAGGACUGAUGAUGCUUCCAACGGAGUAGAUGAGCGACAGGUGUUGAAGCCCAAGACCGAGACCAAGCCUCUGCCGGUCAACGUGAACAUGGCCAGCCGAUGCGUCGUCCUGCACAACAUGUUUGACCCUGAAGAGGAAGAGGGAGAAGAAUGGGUCAAGGAAUUGGAGGAUGACGUUCGACAGGAAGCAGAAACCAAAUACGGCCGCGUCGUACACAUCUCCGUCGAUCCGAACUCCAAGGGCGACAUAUACCUCAAGUUCGACAAGGUCCAAGGUGGCGAGAACGCUAUCAGAGGCCUCAACGGUCGUUACUUUGGAGGCAGGAUGAUCGACGCGUCACCUGUUGUAGAUGCCGUCUACAGCAGUUUGUUCUCUCGCACACGAGCGAUCUAAAAGCUAAUCCAUGGCCCCGAAACUACUCGUCUAGGACCCCCCUAUAGUAGGUUCUAAUAUAUCACGUCACUCUACCUUCGCUUACAAGAUUGCUAGGCCGACGCCAUCGUCCUCCAAACUUCGCUCAUUAGAUCGAGCCCUGACGACCGCGAGACUUGCACCGUUGAGUCGCCUGAGGCCGCCGUCCGCGUCCUGUCAAGUCUUUGUCACAUCAGACACCAAGGCCUACCUACCCCAACAUCACUGGAGAGCAGGUUGACAUCGCACUGAUUCUCUGCAGAAAAAGCUUUGAUUACACAUUUCGAUCGCCACUUUUUUCUGGCUGAUAUUUGUACCUUAGGUUGUUCCCUUCCAAGUCCUCCAUUACAUGCGGAGUGAAUGACAGUUGCCAAAACGGCGUCUGGGUAAGGAACAAAGGAAGCUGUAGUUUAUGCACCACAUUAGGUACUAAAAUUGUUCUUAGCAAAUGCUGCUUGAUCUUUAAUGAACCGGCGCGAUGGCUAGUCACAGGUGGUCUCAUUGUUGUCGUCUCACUUGCCCCCAGGACACGUUAAUCCUUAAAGUUAUUCAAGCUGGCCAUCAGGCUGGCUGUCAGGCUAUAUACCUGGCAACAAUGUUCAUAACUCCGUGAGCGAGAACGUACACGGUCAAUGUUCACCACGGUGGCAUAUUUAUGGGCCCCAUCGGGUUCUCUGGGACUACAUCUCCUUUCAGCCUGUCUAUAUCAUCCUACAUAUUAGCCUGGUCCUCCACAAUGACCUCUGGUCCUGCUGGACCAGUUUGUGCCCGAACGAGUAGUGCUCCUGAGUGCGAUUAGAAGGGUUCCAAUUUCCCAGCUUUUUGGCUUCUGGCCACCUGCCGUUCAAGAUCUUUGGCUCUUUUCUCUCAUGUAUCGAUUGAUGAGAAAUUUCGCGGUCCUAUGGCAGCUACCUUCUUUGCUCAAGCCCGUUGGCAUGAGCAACCUGGCUCUUGCAAAAGCGUAUUUGUUCAUACCUUUUUCUCCUCUUUUGUUCUCUUUCUCCUUGAUCACCAGCACGUAAGGGCUUUCAUCAGACAUUAAACAAUCACACCAAUGUCACAACUAUCAUCCACAG